CACGAUACCACGAGCAUUGUCGCAUUCGUUACGAGACCCUCAGUAAUUCAUAAUGAGAGCUUAUUUGGGGCUGUGGUUAUUAUUUAUAUGCUCAGUAGUAAAGACGCUAGCGUUAGACGGCGAGAUGGCCGAGCUUGCGAAAAUGCUGCGCGACAACUGCGUAGAGGAGACCGGAGCGGACGUGGCUUUGAUCGACAAGGUAAACGCGGGAGCGGACCUGAUGGGUGACGCUAAGCUGAAGUGUUACAUCAAAUGCGUGAUGGAGACCGCGGGCAUGAUGUCGGAGGGUGAGGUGGACGUCGAGGCCGUGGUGGCCGUGCUACCGGAGGAACUACAGAAGCACGCGGACAAGAUGCGGGCCUGUGGCACUCAGAAGGGGUUGGAUGACUGUGACACGGCUUUCCUAACUCAAUCCUGCUGGCAGAAGGCUAGCAAGGCUGACUAUAUUCUUAUAUAGAAUAGGUACUACAUCACUCACUACUAACCACAAACCAAACAAUACAUUUUAUCAAAAAAAUAAAUGUGUACUUUCGUAAUGGGAUACAUGGCCCUUGUGUAAUCUUGCACUUCAUACAUUGUAGCCAAAGGAUAACUGUCUAAGCAAAGGAAGUAUUUUAUUGAAAUAUAUGUUUUAAUAAUUUUAUUAAUAACCCCUUUCCCCACACAAUAAAACCAUUAAUAUAAUAGUAAUUGUUUUAAUAUGUUAAGUACAUUGACCAAUGUGUUAAUAUUCUAUAUAGAAAUUAUUUAAACCAACAUUUAUGUACCGUAUGCACAAUAUAUAUUUUAUAAAAAGUACCACAUUAAAGUAAAGU
Molecule: messenger RNA, 815 nt
Organism: Vanessa atalanta (red admiral)
Lineage: Eukaryota; Metazoa; Arthropoda; Insecta; Lepidoptera; Nymphalidae
Product: general odorant-binding protein 69a-like
Exons: 1
Coding region: 53-457 (134 amino acids)
Biological process (GO): sensory perception of smell
Molecular function (GO): odorant binding
Source: RefSeq, a predicted model, not a curated record